Molecule: messenger RNA, 2070 nt
Organism: Nymphaea colorata (pocket water lily)
Lineage: Eukaryota; Viridiplantae; Streptophyta; Magnoliopsida; Nymphaeales; Nymphaeaceae
Product: cleavage stimulation factor subunit 50
Exons: 12
Coding region: 868-1941 (357 amino acids)
Biological process (GO): mRNA 3'-end processing
Cellular component (GO): mRNA cleavage stimulating factor complex
Molecular function (GO): RNA binding; protein binding
Source: RefSeq, a predicted model, not a curated record
UCUUCAGGUGGAGAAAGAUGAACUGUCGAGGGGGAUAUCUCCGGCAUGUUUGGCGGAUCCUUCAGCAGCAAUCUCUGCUGGUUAUGGAUCUGCACCUGCUCCCCCGAGGAGUUCUCUCGAUUUCAGGUCCGGAUAUGGGAUUUCUUCCACCACGAUGCCUUUCUUCUUUUGUUUUUUGAUCCCUAUCCUGAAUAUGGGAUUUCUUCCACCAUGGUGCCUUUCUUUCUUUUGUUUGUUGCUCCCUAUCCUGGACCAGUUUUUUUGCAUCCAAUAGUGAAUUUUCUGUAUUAUGUGAUGACUAUUCAUCUCUUUGAUGAACACAUUCUGAUAAUGAUCAUGAGGAUGGUGAUGUUGGAAACCAUAAAAUGUAUUGAUCUUUGUAUACUUUUUUCCUUCCUUUGUGAAGCUGGCAUUUGGCCUGGGCGGGGGUUAUAAUUAGAAAAAUUGAUCAACACUGUGAAAUUCUGGCCCAUCCAGCUACUUUUCAACGGGAAGAAUAUGGUGUUACAAUGUCCAGUCAGAUGUAUGUGGUAUAGGCUGACUUCCAUCACUCAACGUCAAAACAGAAGUGUGUUAAUUUGUUUAGUUCCAGAUCCAGUUACAUUGGAUUCUGAUACACUUUUGUCUCAAAGAAGCUGGGAUUCUGAUUCAAGAUAUCCUUGGAUCUGAAGUUUCUGGUGGCUUCCAGGACCUUGCUGCCACAUUAUUGUUCACCUGCCUCUGCAGUUACUUGGAUCUGAGAUCUGAUGCCAUUAAACACAACCUUGAGUAAAAAUAGAUGUUUGUGAACACAUCUGCUGUUGGUUAAUGGGCUUCAGUGAAGAACAUUCUUUUUCAUAAUGGAGGAGCUUUUUAAGGGCCUCACAAAUGCAGUUUCUCAUUCCAAAUACUUCAAUCACCUAUUUAUCAGUAUUACUUCCAAAUUCAAGAAGUGCUGCACUGGAUACAAAAGGUUCUUCAAAGAGCUUUCCAAAGCAUGAAACACGACAUGUAUCAGAACAUAAGAAUGUUGCAAGAUGUGCAAGAUUUAGUCCUGAUGGACGGUUUUUUGCAACCGGAAGUGCAGACACAUCAAUUAAACUUUUUGAGGUUUCAAAGGUCAAGCAGAUGAUGCUGCCAGAUUCAAGUUCAAGGGAUGGUCCUGUUCGGCCAGUUAUACGAACAUUCUAUGAUCACUUGCAACCUAUCAAUGACUUGGAUUUUCAUCCUCAGAAUAUGGUCCUAAUAUCUGGGGCCAAGGAUCAUACAAUAAAGUUUUUUGAUUUUUCAAAAACCACGGCAAAGAGAGCUGUCAGGGUUAUUCAGGACACCCAUAAUGUGCGUUCUGUAUCAUUUCAUCCUUCAGGGGAUUUUCUUUUGGCAGGUACAGAUCACCACAUUGCACAUUUGUAUGACAUCAACACGUUCCAAUGUUAUUUGACGGGAAAUGCCCAAGACAUGAAUUCUGGUGCUGCUAUCAAUCAGGUCCGCUACUCCUCUAAUGGUGGAAUGUAUGUGACAGCUUCAAAAGAUGGCUGUAUUCGAAUAUGGGAUGGUGUAACUGCUGAGUGUGUACGUUCGAUUGUAGGUGCACAUGGGUCAGCAGAGGCCACAAGUGCGAGCUUUACCAAGGACCAAAGGUAUGUCCUUUCCUGUGGGAAGGAUUCUACGGUGAAGUUGUGGGAAGUGGGAACUGGCAGAGCUGUCAAGCAAUAUAUUGGAGCAACACACACACAGCUGCGUUGCCAGGCCGUUUUUAAUGAAACAGAGGAGUUCGUUUUGUCAGUUGAUGAGCCAAACAAUGAGAUUGUAAUAUGGGAUGCUUUGACCUCUGAGAAAGUGGCAAGGUGGCCAUCUAAUCACAUUGGUGCUCCACGGUGGCUAGAGCACUCGCCAGCAGAGGCAGCCUUUGUUUCAUGUGGGACUGAUAGGUCAGUUCGGUUCUGGAAAGAAAUCCUGUGAAAAACAGUUCCAUGUUUGCAGGGAAUAUCAAUUUAAUGAAUCUGAUCCAGGUUCCUGUACUAUGUUAUUUUUCUGUCAAAUUAACUAUUAAAUUAAGUAUGAUUUGAAAAUUUUGAGCAAAUGAUGACA